This is a messenger RNA of Didymosphaeria variabile, 2265 nucleotides long. RefSeq lists its product as uncharacterized. NCBI's taxonomy places the organism in Eukaryota, Fungi, Ascomycota, Dothideomycetes, Pleosporales, Didymosphaeriaceae. The coding region runs from base 1 to 2265 and encodes 754 amino acids. The transcript is spliced from 4 exons. The record is from RefSeq and is a predicted model, not a curated record. Gene Ontology annotation, molecular function: steryl-beta-glucosidase activity. Gene Ontology annotation, biological process: carbohydrate metabolic process; ergosteryl 3-beta-D-glucoside catabolic process.
AUGGCCCCCCUCCGUUUGCGCAUCGACGGGCGCACGUUCCGAGACGGCGAGAACCGCGAGGUGACGCUUCAUGGUAUCAACUGCGCUGCCGACGCAAAGUUCCCCGCCACACCCGACCAACCUUCGCAUAUUGCCGACAAAUUCUUCGACGGCGACAACGUCUCUUUUGUUAACAGACCGUUCUCUGUGGAAGACGCUGCUACGCACUUCGCACGAUUACGUAGCUGGGGCUACAACACUAUAAGAUACAUCUUUACAUGGGAGGCAAUAGAACACGCAGGACCAGGACGGUACGACGAAGAGUGGAUACAGCAUACCAUCACUAUCUUGCGUAAAGCAAAAGACUAUGGCUUCUAUAUUUUCAUGGAUCCCCAUCAGGAUGUUUGGUCAAGAUUCUCAGGGGGCUCAGGCGCACCCAUGUGGACUCUCUAUGCCUGCGGACUAGAUCCGACCUCUUUCGACGUUACCGAAGCUGCCCUCGUUCAGAAUGUAUACCCAGAACCUGAAAACUACCCCAAAAUGAUAUGGGCAACGAACUAUACGAGGCUCGUCUGUCAGGUCGUCUUUACAUUGUUCUUCGCCGGAAGGGAUUUUGCCCCCAAGGCCAUCAUUGACGGCAAGAACAUCCAGGACUACCUCCAGGACCACUUUAUCGGCGCGGUGGAGCAUCUUGCGAAGCGCAUCAACGAGGCCGGCGAUCUUUGGCACGACCCAAUUAUUGGCUUCGAGAGCAUGAAUGAGCCAAAUCGCGGCAUGAUCGGCUACCAGGAUAUCUCCGUUAUCCCAAGUGAACAGAAGUUGCAAAAGGGAACCUCGCCCACUGCGUGGCAAGCCAUACUUACCGGAUCGGGCAAUGCUUGCGAAAUAGACACAUGGGACUUCGGUGGCUUGGGGCCCUACAAGUCCGGCAGUCAAUUAGUCGAUCCGGAAGGAAAGUCUGCGUGGCUUCCGUCAAGUUACGAUGAUACGAAAUACGGCUGGAAACGCGAUCCCGGGUGGCGGUUGGGCGAGUGCUUAUGGGCGCAGCAUGGCAUCUGGGACCCGGCCACCAACACCCUUCUGAAGAAGGACUAUUUUGCGAAGGACCCCCGAGAUGGAGCCACGAUUGACUAUGAGUACUUUAACAGUCAUUGGUUCCUGGACCAUUGGCGGCGGUACAGCAAGAUGGUCAAGGCAAUAUUCCCGGAUUCGCUGAUGUUUCUACAAGCUCCAGUCCUCGAAAUACCGCCAUCGAUCAAAGGUACUGAGGAUGACGAUGCCAACAUAGUCUUCUGUCCUCAUUUCUACGAUGGCAUCACGCUACUGACCAAGAAAUGGAAUCGUGUGUGGAACAUUGAUGUCUUCGGAGUACUACGAGGGAAAUAUCUCACUCCGGCAUUCGCAAUAAAGAUUGGAGAGAAUGCGAUCCGAAACUGCUUUGCACAUCAGCUGACCGCUAUAAGAGAAGAAGCAACCGAGAAGAUGGGUAUUCAUCCUUGUUUGUUCUCAGAAAUCGGCAUUCCCUACGAUAUGGACGACAAGUUUGCAUAUAAGACGGGAAAUUAUAGCAGUCAAAUCGCAGCCCUGGAUGCCAACCACUUCGCACUAGAACAAAGCCACGCAAAUGGAUUUGCCUUGUGGUGCUACACCGUCAAUAACAAUCACUUUUGGGGCGAUCAGUGGAAUGGUGAAGAUCUUUCCAUCUACUCAAAGGACGACAAACCUGUGCCAAACGCAGGCUCCUUCUCAGAGGCACAAUCUCGCGCAUCUCUUGAUGUCAACUCACCCUCGUAUUCAAGAGCACAGUCAGCGGAGACGCUCAACGUGGAUCCUGGUAAUCUCAGGAAGUCACUAUCAGUAGACCGCAUGAGCUCCAAGUCCGGAAAUGGUGAUGUGAGGGGUCUUCGCGCUGCGGAAGCGUUCAUACGUCCGACACCAAUCGUCACGCACGGCGACCUUACAUCCUACGGCUUCGACCUGAAGAAUGCCACCUUCAAGUUGGCGCUCUCAGCAUUAAGCUCCACGCCAGACGACGCGCCAACCACUGUGUAUCUCCCAGAAUUCCACUUCCCAACUUCAACAGUGGAAGUCAGCGGGGGCAAGUGGAGCAUCGCCUCUGAAGAACACAACGGUGCAGUGCAGCAAAUAUUGAAAUGGUGGCAUGCGGAGGGUGACCAGUCGAUGACGGUCAAAGGGGUAGUGCGCAAACAGGGAGGCGCACUAUCCACCGAAGAGGACGAGGGCUACCUCCAACAGUGCCAGAAGCAGGCGUGUGUUAUCAUGUAA